AUGAAGCAUCCGCUCCUUCGAAAUCCGGCCAAAUGGCUUCGAGGAGUAGAAAAAGGACAUUCCGCUAAGUUGUAUAAAGAAAGCUAUUAUGACUCGCAGCUUUUAAAAGCUAAUCCUUUUGCUAAUGCGCUAGUGUCUACUCGCAAAGAUGUGAGCAAUUUCAGAUUCCCAUUAGGAAGCAUGGUCCAAGUCAUAGUAAAGAAAGAGCACGAAGCAUACAAUUUAGUUCCCGUUCUUGAAAAACCAAAAGUGGGCCAGAACCCUGCCAGCUAUGUCAUAGAAAGCGAAGCCUAUAUAGAUUUCCUUUCCAAACGACAUUUCAAGCCUAUACCUCUAAAGUAUCGUCACCGAAGUCUGUCCAUGGCGGAUUCGAUCCAGGUACCAAAAGACUUUCUUCAGCGGGCCGAGUCGAUAUAUUUGAACCGGAUUGAAGCACUAUUGCCUCAAUUGAAACGGAGCGGCGAUAAUAAUGGUAUUGUUCUCAAACCAUCUCCGGCGCAUAUUAAAGGCCAGUGGGAAAAUUCAACUUACGUCAUUUACGCUCCAUUUUGUACCGAAGAGCAAUUUAUUCCUUACAAGGGAAACAGUGAGCUCUGUUUUCUUCUAACAAGAUAUAUCCGAUUCAAAGACUUUACAAAUACAAAAGAGACAGCAAAACAAGCGUCACAGCACUGA
Molecule: messenger RNA, 675 nt
Organism: Clavispora lusitaniae ATCC 42720
Lineage: Eukaryota; Fungi; Ascomycota; Pichiomycetes; Serinales; Metschnikowiaceae
Source: RefSeq, a predicted model, not a curated record